Messenger RNA from Varroa destructor (honeybee mite), 1183 nucleotides. RefSeq names its product small ribonucleoprotein particle protein SmD3 (gene SmD3). Gene Ontology annotation, biological process: spliceosomal snRNP assembly; RNA processing. Gene Ontology annotation, cellular component: spliceosomal complex. NCBI's taxonomy places the organism in Eukaryota, Metazoa, Arthropoda, Arachnida, Mesostigmata, Varroidae. The record is from RefSeq and is a predicted model, not a curated record. Gene Ontology annotation, molecular function: RNA binding.
AUGCGCCAUCUAUCGGCUUUCUAAACGCCCAUGGUGGUAUUAUAGGAUGUAACAUCAAUACGCAAAGAUCAGCAUCAUCAUUACCGUGCUUGAUUCCUAAACAAACCCAAAUCGAAUGUUCGCCCGCCGGCACGGAUCUAUUGCCUGGUGACGUUUGUUUGAUAUUUAUUAUAAGAAUAGGACACUUGUUGGCGAAUCGUUAAUUAAAAAAUACGGCGAUGUCUAUUGGUGUACCUAUUAAGGUUCUUCACGAAGCAGAGGGACAUAUUGUCACUGUUGAGACUACCAGUGGAGAGGUGUACCGCGGUAAGUUAGUGGAGGCCGAAGACAACAUGAAUUGUCAAUUGCAGAGCAUUGUGGCCACGUACCGUGAUGGAAGUACAUCGGAGCUUGAGAAUGUCUAUAUUCGAGGCAGCAAAGUCCGUUUCAUGAUACUACCGGACAUGUUGAAAAACGCGCCGAUGUUUAAAAAACCACCGGGUGCUGGUGUGCAAACAGGCGCUGCAGCGGGUCGAGGAAAAUCUGCUAUUUUACGUGCGCAAGCUGCAAGAGGUCGCGGUCGAAACCUUCGAGGCCCACUCUUGCCAAAACCGAAACAGUGAUUGCGUGACUCCAAUACUCUGAACAUAAAAUAGGGACAAUAGCAUGGACUUUGAAAGCUGGUAACAGAUAAGAGGAUCUCAAUAUGAUAAAAGUGGAUGAAUUUUGGGAAGUGAGUUUUCGGAAGAUAGUUUGAUUGGAGAAUGGAAAUGGAAACAAAAACUCGCAUAGGUGGUCUUAUGCUAUACAGCUUGUGUGAAUUGAUCUGUUGGGAUUAGGUUCGGGUCACACAGGAAAUUUCCACCCUCUUAGUGUUGAAACUGUGUGUAAAAUAGCAGUAGAAGCUGGUAAACGCAGGUAAGUCGCAGAGAGGAGUCGAGACUCAAGGGACCCUUAGCUGCGACUUUUUCUUUUGUAUAUUGAUAAGGAAUAUCACGUUACUUGUAACGGUAUCUAAGGCUGGAGGGAAGGAAUUGAGUACAAGGUUACAAACAUUGAGAAUAAAUUCACAUCUGACGAGCGAGCGUUAGGGCCAGCAUGUAUUGAAGGGUUACCUUAUAUGAAAGAUAGCAUGAGAAGCUGUUUAACCUUGCUCAUAUUGUGGUAAAUAAAUGCACGUCCUGUACACUGUGUCAAGUGUGAU